AUGUUUACUUCUAUGAGCCACGUCCCGGUUUCAAGCAUACCGUCCUUCGAGACCAGAAAGGCGUUGAUCAUCAUCAAUCUACAAAAUGAUUCCCUCUACGUCAAGGAUGAGAUCUAUAUCACCAAGAACCAUGACUUUGUGCCCCGCCUCAAGGAGAUGAUCCCCUAUUUCCGCAAGAACGGGGAUAUUGUCUGGGUCAAUACACAUAUGGGGGUAACUGCCUCACCCCCACCGACUGACUCUGCUCGCGUCGAAGAAGAGUCUAACGAAGUGGCGGAAAAGAACAGACAAGCUCAGAACUUGAAGGAGCAACAGAUCGAGUUUGACGCCAAACGAGAGGAGGCUGCUAGGAGAGCGAGACUUGAGAAGAUCGAUCCCAAAGGAGGCUCUGACUAUCCUAGCUUCUAUCCGUCAAGCAAAACGAAGGACAUCAUGGCGCAAGCCUCUGCAGAGACUAGAGCGGAGAAACGGUCAGCCGAUCUGCAGGUGUUCAAAAACGACAAAGGCGACUCUAUCGAGAAGCAUUUGAGUAAACCCAGGAAAGGCCAGCAGGCGAGGUUCUACAUUGCUGGGACCAGAGGCGCCGAGAUUUGUGACGAGCUGGUGGAUGUGGUGGACGAAGAACUAGACCUGAUUGUGACCAAGCAUCACUAUUCGGCUUUCGACCAGACGUCACUUCUUACAGCUUUGAGGACUAAGCUGGUCACCGAGGUCUACCUUUGUGGCAUCUUGACGAAUGUGGGAGUGUACUCUACUGCAGCAGACGCAGUACAGCAUGGACUACAGGUAACUGUCGUUGAAGACUGCCUUGGGUAUCGAAGUGAAGACAAGCACGAGGAAGCGUUGCGUCAAAUGGCAGACAUCAUGGGUGUUAAUGGUAUUGAUAGUGAAGAGAUCAUCGAGGAGUCUGGAGGUCGUCCAGUGCCCGACGCGGAAACACCUGGUAUCACUCUCGAGGAGCUUUCACUAAAUUCCGAUCAAGAGGCAGCAGAAGGUGGGUCUAUGAUGGAAGGUAUGGUUUUCAGCAAUCCAGGACCUGCUACCGCUGAAGUUGGCGGUGCGACCAAGGUUGGCGGACGCUCACAAUUGCCGCCAGUCGACGUUUUUGAUCCCAGUUGGCAAGCAUCACUAUCUACUGUAGACAAAACAGCACCGCGAGUCGAGAAGGCGCUGAAAGAGAAAGAGGUCUCGCCAAUAGCCAGAUCGGGGCCUUCUGCUUCGAGGGAUCGAAAUUCUUGGCAAUCCAGAUCGGUUACACUAGGACCGAAUGACAGUAUCGGGUCUGGCGACUCGAAAAUCAUCCACAAUGUCAUUGGCUCUCCAAUCAUCAAUAACGCAUUCAGCCAAAUCAAGGAAGAGGUUGACUGGCAGACCAUGUUUCACCGCAGUGGGCAAGUGCCAAGGCUUGUAGCAGUGCAAGGAGAGAUUGGGAAAAAUGGUGACAUACCAAUCUACCGACAUCCUGCGGAUGAGUCGCCGCCGCUCUUACCAUUCACUCCCACGGUUCAAAAGAUUCGGCAACAAGUCGUGUCAGCGUUGAAGCAGUCAUUCAACCACGCCCUGAUCCAGCUAUACCGUGACGGACAGGACAACAUCUCCGAGCACUCUGACAAGACUCUGGAUAUUGCUCGCGGUACUAGUAUUGUCAAUGUGAGCAUCGGUGCCCAACGUGUCAUGAUUCUACGUACGAAGAAGUCCGAACACGGUACAGAAAGUCCCAGCAUGAGGCAGACACAGCGUAUCAAGAUGCCACAUAACUCUGUCUUCGUAUUAGGACCUCAAAGCAACAAGGAGUGGUUGCAUGGAGUUCGAGCUGACAAACGACCUGCUUCAGAGAAGACGGAUGAGGAGAAAGCCUUUGAAGGUGAGCGCAUCUCGAUCACCUUCAGGCAGAUCGGUACUUUUAUGAACAAGAAAGAAAAGACGAUCUGGGGCUCUGGAGCAAAGAGCAAGUCGAGGCAGAAAGCUAGUGGGAUCUCCACCAGGGACAACGCUCAGAUGGAAGCCAUGAUCAAAGCCUUCGGCAAAGAAAACCACGACACAGAUUUCGACUGGGAGGCUGAGUACGGAAGUGGUUUCAAUGUCGUCAAUCUGGUGAACGAACAAGCGCAGCUCUUUCUCUGCAACGACUCGGUCGCCAAUCUUCGCGUGCAGCUUUCGUUGUGCGAGAAAUCGAUCUCCUGUGCAGCCACCCAACAGGACAAACCCCCCUCGCCUGAACCUGAGGACUUCCAGACCAGAUUCCAUCCUUGGAUGCAUGGUCUAUCCAACAGCGAGAAUCCUGUUUUCAAGGACAUCCAUGAAAAUGCUACCGCUAUAGAGGGCGACCUUACUAUCAUGUUCUAUCUGGAGAAGCAUUAUCCUUUCCCAGGUACAGAGGCGCCUGUGGCGCAAUCUGAUCAAGCCACUGCCCUCAUCUAUAGCCAGACUGCAAAGGCCAACGAACUUCUAUUUCUCUCGCGUGAGAUGCGAGAGUUGCAGGGACCCAACUCACCACCGACGCACCGCUUCAACUUGGAGAGGCCAAUGACGCCGAACACGUCGUUGUUCGAAGAGUUCCACAGCAGCCUUUGGACCUGGGAAACUCUUGCAGGAGCCGCGGAAUACAUUACCGGAGACCACUGGACGAUCAUCGACUGCGCCUUCUGGCCAGUGUUGAGCCAUAUCGUUGGGGAGUUUGAAGAGUUGAAUCAGGAGAGGUAUCCGAACCUGCUGGCAUACCACCAACGAGUGAUGGGGAGGGGAUGCGUCAAAACAGUUCUCGGCACUGGGAAAUGA
This is a messenger RNA of Letharia columbiana, 2778 nucleotides long. RefSeq lists its product as uncharacterized. Gene Ontology annotation, biological process: DNA alkylation repair; DNA repair. Gene Ontology annotation, molecular function: dioxygenase activity. The coding region runs from base 1 to 2778 and encodes 925 amino acids. The transcript has 2 exons. Gene Ontology annotation, cellular component: nucleus. Lineage: Eukaryota; Fungi; Ascomycota; Lecanoromycetes; Lecanorales; Parmeliaceae. The record is from RefSeq and is a predicted model, not a curated record.